ACCCGAACCAUCAUCGCCGCAAGCUUCUCUCGUCCAACGAUCUCUUGUAACGCUCCUCGGCGGCUUCACCUUCAUAUAUAAUUGCACACAGCAUGCCUAUCUACAAUAAACCAGUGACCGUGUUCCCUGAGGCCAGACUAUACAUGCAGACACUCAGUCACACCGAUCGUCUAUCAAUAGACUGCUAUGGAAUUCAUGACCGCCUGAAGCCAUUGCAAUCGCGACCUGCCUUACUCGAGGUCACGCGAGAUGCCUUGCGAUACGUGGGAAGCUAUGUGACCUGCCUCGCAGACGCCAUGAAGGCAUGCUACAGAGUCUUUCUCGCCAUAGGACACGCCAUACUAUCCGCUGAUACAUCACCUGAGGCCGACCUCGCGGUUAUAUAUGACCAGUGCGAUAUCUACGCCCGUCUUUUGGACGAGCUCACGUCCUUGGGAAACUCGACAAUACGCGCCGUCAAUAUUCUCCAGCGUCGUGUGAAGAAGAAGCUCUCAUAUCCGCCGGGCAUACAUUUUCUCAUGAUGCAUGUGCUUGGACCCAACUUUUGGCAUGAACGAGCAGUCGCUCUGACCGAGGUGCCACCGAUGCUGGACGUGGUUCGUCAGGACGUCAACGGGAUUGCGGCGCUGGUGACCGAGCUCAAGCUUCAUGCCAGAGUCAUGCGAGAGCGCUUCUCCAUCGUCCAGCUCGGUCAGAUCAAAGCGCUUCCGGCUCAGGUUCGCCACGACGUGAAGGUGCUCGUCCAGCUCUCCUCGAAUAAUCUACCCGUGUGGGCGGAUACCGUUGGUGUGCAUGGUUCGUGUAUAUUGGAGGAUGUAACGCGAAAUGUGAAUAGUUAUGAUUAGUAAGGUACAUAUUUAGCUAUGGACUUUGAAGAUAUAGGGACACGUCUGCGAGAUGUCUUCGGCGUAUACUAUAUAGCACAGAUUC
Messenger RNA from Schizophyllum commune H4-8, 930 nucleotides. RefSeq lists its product as uncharacterized. Bases 93 to 845 code for a protein of 250 amino acids. The transcript has 2 exons. The record is from RefSeq and is a predicted model, not a curated record. NCBI's taxonomy places the organism in Eukaryota, Fungi, Basidiomycota, Agaricomycetes, Agaricales, Schizophyllaceae.